Messenger RNA from Scheffersomyces amazonensis, 1297 nucleotides. Its product is annotated as Rab family GTPase. The transcript has a single exon. Gene Ontology annotation, biological process: vesicle-mediated transport. Lineage: Eukaryota; Fungi; Ascomycota; Pichiomycetes; Serinales; Debaryomycetaceae. The record is from RefSeq and is a predicted model, not a curated record. The coding region runs from base 465 to 1196 and encodes 243 amino acids. Gene Ontology annotation, molecular function: GTPase activity; GTP binding.
UAGUGCUUUCGCUAACUAUCUCGGACAUUUUUUCCUGCCUCAAUAAAUUAGCUUAGCCCGCUUACAUAAGCCUCUGUCUUCCUCGCCUGGGACAUUUUUCAGGAACAACGAAAGGAAAUUUGAAAGUGUCUGUGAUCCCCUUCACAAGCAGGACAUUCAAGCCAUCGAUCAUUGUUGCAACUAUUGGAGACAUUAGUGACAGUUUGGUGAUUUACGAUUUUACUGGCCGAAACAAGAUAUUGUAUACUACGGAAUAUCGAUAUCGUUGAUUAGCGGAUCUUGUUGUUUAUUGUUUAUUUUGUUGUAUUACGACCAAAACGAAUCAUUGCUAUAAUUGUUGAUAAUCAUCACCAACGAAGACAUUAUUACAAUAUAACUCAUUAACAUUAAGAAAAGAAAAGCUUGGGCGUUUCAAUCGUACUGUGUAUUUCAUAGAUAACUAAUCACAUCACAUAUUUUGCAUAAUGUCACAACCACAAGUAGAUAGUAUAUCGAAUGGUAAAAGUAGUCAAAGCAUAAGUAACAGCAGUAGCAAUAACAACACUAACAAUAACAGUAAUAAUGAUAAAAUCAAUAUAUUAAGAAAAUAUAAGAUUGUAUUUUUGGGAGAUCAAAGUGUUGGUAAAACUUCUUUAAUUACGAGAUUUAUGUAUGAUACAUUCGAUGAAACAUAUGCUGCUACUAUUGGAAUUGAUUUUUUAAGUAAAACAAUGUAUCUUGACGAUAACAAAACAACCAUUCGAUUACAGUUAUGGGACACUGCUGGACAAGAAAGAUUCAGAUCUUUGAUUCCUUCUUAUAUUCGUGAUAGUCAUGUGGCUGUCAUUUGUUAUGAUAUUACAAAUAAAAAGUCUUUUAAUAAUUUGGACAAAUGGAUUAAAGAUGUAAAAUUAGAAAGAGGUGAUGAUGUUAUAAUAGUUUUAGUGGGAAAUAAAUCUGAUUUAUCCAACGACAAAAGACAAGUAACGAUUGAAGAUGUUGAAAAAUUGCAUCGAUCAAUUGGCCUGAAAUUUUAUAUAGAAACAAGUACUAAAGCCAAUCAUAAUGUCAAGUUAUUAUUUAAAAAGAUUGCACAAUCAUUACCUGAAUUUGAACAUCAACAGAAUCAACAACUGCAAGAUGCUUCUAAUAAUCCGGAAACAAUCGAUAUUAGUAUUGAUAAUAAUCCGCCUGUGGCAAAUACAAGUUGUUGUUAGAUAAUACUAAGAAAGAAAGAAAGAAUUCUGCUCAGAAAUUAAAUAUAUAACACAAGAUAAUAUAAUAAACGAUUCACUACAUAGUACGCUUUAAGGAACAG